Molecule: messenger RNA, 563 nt
Organism: Sciurus carolinensis (gray squirrel)
Lineage: Eukaryota; Metazoa; Chordata; Mammalia; Rodentia; Sciuridae
Product: binder of sperm protein homolog 1-like
Exons: 5
Coding region: 42-443 (133 amino acids)
Cellular component (GO): cell surface
Molecular function (GO): heparin binding
Source: RefSeq, a predicted model, not a curated record
CGGCGAAGGCUGGUUGCCCACCAUUCCUGGGGAGGAGGAACAUGGCCCAGUGCCCAGGGCUUCUGCUGGUGCUGCUCUGGGUCUUCCUGCCUCACUGCAUGGCAGGUAUUCCAAAUGAAGAUGACUCUUCACCAACUAUAGAUUCUGCAAUUCAACUUCCAGAAGUAGCAGAUGGCGAAUGUGUCUUUCCAUUCUGGUAUAAGAAUAAGAAAUUCUACGACUGCAUCAAGUUCGGCGUGAGGCACGAUUGGUGCUCGUUGAACAAGACCUUCCAGGGUUACUGGAAGUACUGCACCGCCGCAGACUUCGCCCCAUGCGUGUUUCCCUUCUGGUACAGACGUGUGAUCUACUGGGAGUGCACCGACGAUGGGGACGAUAUGGGGAAGAAAUGGUGCUCGCUGACCAAGAAUUACAACAAGGACCAGGUCUGGAAAUACUGCUGACGACUGUGAGAAUCACCAGGAAGAGGAUGAAGUUCAAUCUUUCUCGUUGGAAAUAACUUAGAGCUUUAUUGGGAUAGGAGAAAGUGGGAUCCUCUUUUAAAAAUUUGUUUUUCAUUUUUA